Scaptodrosophila lebanonensis is the source of this 5149-nucleotide messenger RNA. RefSeq lists its product as uncharacterized. Bases 123 to 5123 code for a protein of 1666 amino acids. The record is from RefSeq and is a predicted model, not a curated record. The transcript is spliced from 9 exons. NCBI's taxonomy places the organism in Eukaryota, Metazoa, Arthropoda, Insecta, Diptera, Drosophilidae.
GAUUGCGUGAUUGCAAAAAUCUACAACACUGCGUAUUCAAAUAAGUUGGCAGUUCAAGUGUGUUAGCGUCACUUUGAGUUUUAAAAAAAUUGUUUUGAACCUUGGCAAAUACAUGAAAAAAUAUGGAUUUAAAAAAAAAGAGAAGCUCACUACGUAAAUUGCCCCAGCAAGACGAUGAAGAGACGCGCAUUACAGCGCUAAAACGUAGAGUAAGUUUCAGUGGAAAGAAAUUCGUAAGGGAAUUUCAUGACACAGAGACUGAGCGCUGGCAGACAUCAUAUGAACUUUCGGAUCAUGUCAGUGAUUCGACUGGGCAGAGAAGUUCAAGUAUUUCGAAUUCAUCAAUAAUUGCAGACGCUGAAGUUCCAAAAAGCGCACAGAGAUCACUCUUAUCGGUUUUCGAUAAGGAGAAUAUUCCUUUAUCCAGCGAUAGCGUGGCCCAAAAAGAUAUGUCAUUACGCUUACAGAGGAGCACGAGUUUUACCCUGUUGCCCGAAGAAUUGCUUAAAGCUCGAAGACCGUUUUCCGCUGUAGAAGUUGAUUCUCGUUUCCAAAGUUUUAGCCAGUCCGAAGUUGGAUUGGCUAAUCUGCAUAAUGCUACGUACAGCUACCAGGAAACUACUUUAGACCUAGUGGACAAUACUGUAUUUCGUGUAGAUCCGAGCAAAGCGGGUAUUUUUAUGGCUUCCAAGGAUUGUCGUGAGGAGUGCAUGACUGCAAAUGUGCCACUUUCUACUUCUAACACUAUAUCUAAGGAAGAGAACACUUGUGCAAGUGCCAACAACGUAGCAGGCUCUUCAGAUUCGUUAAUGGAUAUUACUCUUUUGCCACACGUGGGGGCUUCUGGGCCCCAAACUUCUAAUGUUGCUGAGCCCAGCCCCCCGAAAGAAAGAAGAGAACAACAUGCCGCUUCAGAUUCGUUUAUGGAUGUGACGCCCUUAGGUAUGGUGCUGGACACUAAACUUCAGGUACCUGAUGUGUCUACGACUGAUAAACAAGAACUGAAAUCUACAGAGGGACAUCAGAAGGUAAUUGUAAAGCAAAUAGCCAUAACGAGGAACCAAGAAAAAGAAAAGCAAAAGACGAGAAUAUUUGAAGAGGCCGAUCUUGAUAUUUCAUUUGAUUCUCCAUAUAAGGCAAGAACAAUGUAUCCAGAGCCACCAAAAUAUAACAAUGCUUCAUUAAUUAAUGAUGCAUCUUUUGCUUUGAGAGAUAUAAGUAACCCGAAUUCUUUAAUGGACGAUUCAUUAAUGUCUACGUCAGUAAUAGCACUGGAGCCUGGUGUUAGCAAGAAACUGAAUAUGCAGCAGAUGAAUGAUGAUAUAGAGUCUGGUCGUAUAAAAAUCUUUCCAAAAGGACCAAAAACACCGUCAACUGAUCGUAAAAAUAACCUUUUAAGCACUUGGAGCCGUGUCAAUUACAUUGAUAACGAUUCACAGACAGUAGACUUUAUAAAAAAGCGUUGCACAUUAAACUUUAGUUUAGGAGAAGAUAUGAAAAUGUCACCCGAACGAAAAGAAGAUUCAAAAAUAGCCCCUGAGCUGGCAAUCGAAAAAGUGACAAUUGCAGAGAAAGAAAACCAAAAAAACAAAUAUCGCGUAUCACAAGCAGAUGAACGAAUGCUAAACAAUACAAGCUUCCUCAUUCAUGCAAAAUUAGGUGAUGAGACUGUGUCUCAAGACAGCUCAAAAUUCCCGUCCCGCCGUGAAACAACAUAUUAUAACACCUCAUUGGAAUUGGAUGACUUAUCUAAACAGCAGGAAGAAGUUUCUACAAUAGAAACUAUUUCAAAGCCGAGAAAGACAUCGCACCUCACUCAGGCAAUGGAAGAAGGAGUACUAGUCCCACCGACGGAUAAUAUAGGAACUAUAAAGCCCUCUAUACCGGUACACACUUCCGCCCAGGAUGCUUUGAAACUAAGACAUACAAUGCACAUCAAUCAGACAAUGGAUGAAGAGGCCUUGGAACCCAUCAUAAAUGGCACUGAAAUGCCAGCAAAUGAUGUAAUAGAAAAGCUCGUCCAGCCCAGACAGACAUUGAAUAUAGCUGAAGCAAUGGAUGAAGUAACUGAUGUGAUUUCCACCCAGACACCACCUUCCAGAGAACUACGGAACAUAUCGAAGCCUAGGCAAACCAUGCACGUAAACGAGGCAAUGGAGGAAACUCUAUUAGAUCCCGAUCCAAAUGAACACAUUAUUUGUGAGAGUAUUAAUGGUGAUUCUACACAACCUUCUACACACGCAAAUGAGAAUCAUUCGAAACCCAGGCAGACAAUUCAUGUAAAUGAAGCCAUGGAGGAAACUCUGCAGGAUCCUGAUCAAAGUAAAGAUAUUGAUGUGGAUUUUAUACAAACUGCAAGCCCCAAAACUGAAAAUCGCUUAAAAUCGAGGCAAAGUUUGCACAUUACUAAAGCCAUGGAAGAAACAUUACAGAGUCCUUGUAACGAUAUUGAAUCACAGCCGAUUAACGAAGAAUAUAUUGGGACAUAUACGAGCUAUUCUCAAAUGAAUGAUAAUUUAAUACAGGCAACCAGUUCAACAGGUGAAAAAAAACAUAGACAAACAGUGUACACAACUGAAGAAAUGGAGGAAUCAUUAUUAAGUGUUUCUCAUAAUGUUUCUGAGGCAGUAAAAGAAAAGAGCACUAAAUGUAGACAGACCUUACAUGCAGCUGAACCAAUAAAUGAAGAAAAUUCGGAUGAAAAACUUUCGAUUGUUAAUCAUAUAGCAGUCGGAAAGGCAGAAACAGGAGUCAAACUCAGACACACUAUAUAUACAAUUGAAGCGAUGGAUGAAGAAACCAUUAGUCCCAAACCAAAGGACAAUAUCACAAAAGCAACAGAGAGUCGAUUAAAAUCCAGGCAAACAUUGAACCUCAUUGAAACAAUAGAAGAUUCGUUUUUGAGUCCUCCGAAUGUUAAUUCAAAUGCACUUCUUAGCACAGCUCACAAAACAAUUCUUGAAGUCACACCCUAUACAAAUCCAAAGCGGAAAAUUGGACAACUUACUCCUUAUACGCCAGCUCGUUCGAUCCUCGAGUUUGAAGACAUUGAAGAGCAAUGCAUGAAUACCAGUAUUAGCGGCAUUGCCGACCUCGAUUUAUCAACUGCUGCGCCAAAUAAACACCGCUCUACGUUGUUUGAAGUAAAAGACAUAGAAUUCGAUGAUGCUGUGAACCAUAUUGGCAAUCAAAUAAGGAAAACAAAUAUAUCUAGAAUCCCAUCUCCAUCGCCUUUAGUUGCAAGAAAAAACUCCAUCAACCAACUCUGUCAACCAGUGGAUAUGGACAUCGAUAUGGAUUCCUCUAUAAAAGAUUUACCGGCCUUAGGAAAUACCAAAAGGUUGCCUAUACAUUUGACACCCCAUUUACCGAUAGCCAAAAAACGGCACACACUUAUUUUUGCAGACAAUUAUAUAAGCGAUGCGUCAACAAAGGAAAGUCCAGUUGCAUUACCACACAGAAACGAAAAUUGCAGCGAUACGCUGGAGUUUAAUUUAUCCAGUCGAACGAUGCAUCCGCUUACGCCGAACAACAAAAGCAAAUCCCGGAUUCCAGUUUUGGUCAAUAAAUCCAACAUGAAUUCGCCGUUGGAAGAAUCGUUGAUGCUGGCAAAAGAUAUCAAUGAAGAAGACUAUUCCGUGCAAGUGCCCAGACACUGCAUUGCUCAAAGGAAUCGUAGCGUUUUUCAAUCUGAGGAGCCUCAGCCGGACGAUUUUAAAAAUAUGGAUGAAACAAAGUUUAUGGAUUUUAAGCUAACGCCAGAAGAGGAGGCAAUUAUAUUAGAUGAAAAUCCAAUAACUAUUUCAGACGUUUCAGAAUAUUUUCUGCCGCAGCGAAAGUUUUCUAAAAACCCACCUAUAGUCGAGGCUUUAAAGGACAAUUCCACAGACCGGAGUCGCCGGAACUCAAAUGAGCUUAGGUUCCAAAAAAUGACACAAAUCAAUACGAACCUCACCAUAGAUGUGACUCUUUUUGAUGCUAAAAGAAACGAAGACUUGAGUGAUAUUGAAAAUGAGCGAAUAAGCCUCGUCUCUUCACUAGAAAAUAGCGACGGUCAUAAAGACAAUAAAGACACCGCAAAUGAGGAUGAUAUUCCUGAAAUAGGAGAUCCAAAUGCUUGUGAACAGUCCAUGGGUGUAAGCGCUGUUGCCUGCAAGAAAUGCAAACAUUGCAGGAGGUCUCUUCCCGGCACGGACAGUUCUUUCGCUUUGCCCCAAGAAAGUGUGUUCCCCGAUCUGGGAAUGGAAGAAUUGCGUCGCUUACGUCAGAAACCUAGCAUUACUGAUGUACAUAAAUUUUGGGACCUAAAGGAAUUGCAAAGGUUCUCUAAUGUUCAAGACGAUUCAACCAACGAGAACGGGACUGAUAAAGAUAUAGCGGCCUUAGAAGAGGUGUUCGAUUGGUUUCACAAAUCAUUAGAAAGAAUUUUGAGCAAGCCGACACCAAUGAAAUUUCCAAUUGGCAAGGCGCCUUUUUGUCAACGCCUGGAAAAUUUGCUGCAAAGCCAAUCGGCAAAUUGGAUAUUUGACUAUCAGCUGCAAUUCUCCAAAAAGUACAUUUUUACAAAUCGCUUGAUACCAACACUUCGUAUAUUUGUUAAUUAUGAACCGAUUGAUCUCUUGGAAACAGCUGUUCACGUGUGCUCCAUUGAAGUGGACUCUAGAAAGGAACAUGUUGCAAGUUUCAAUGUGCACGAGCAUCUGCAUGAUUUCCAGCUAAAGUUGAAAUUGCCCCUAAACCUAAUGGAAAUGCUCGAGGGUAAUGAUGAGCAGGCAUUUCUUCAGUUCUUGAGCCGUGUAGACCAGAUUUGCUGUAACGUUCGUACGAAAUGCAGGGAUAUGAAUCGGGUAUUGAUUUCGACUCAGGCCAGACUCCUAAGGGAGGGGAAUAUUACAGUUGCUCGAAAAUAUUUGCGAAAUACCGUCGAAGCGAAUGAUUACAUACGGGUUGAUUCCAAAGAAUUUGUUGUUCAAAUCGCCAAUAUCGAUGAAGUAUCAUUCAAGGAUAUUCUGCGUCCUCACUUGUAUUUAUAUAAUGAAGACAUUCAGUAUCUCCCAAAAGGAACGAAUUUUUUGAAGCUGUUUUUCGAGAAUCCUGCUCAGCACCUAAAGUCCAAAUCUUAGCAUGUAAAAUAUUCAUUUUAAGAUGA